Aplysia californica (California sea hare) is the source of this 1772-nucleotide messenger RNA. RefSeq names its product voltage-dependent calcium channel subunit alpha-2/delta-3. Gene Ontology annotation, cellular component: voltage-gated calcium channel complex. Lineage: Eukaryota; Metazoa; Mollusca; Gastropoda; Aplysiida; Aplysiidae. The record is from RefSeq and is a predicted model, not a curated record. Gene Ontology annotation, molecular function: voltage-gated calcium channel activity.
CUGGAUAUAUCCAGGCAUGCAGUGGCCCCGAGACGCCGAUGACGUAGACACAUUUGAUUGUCGGAUACGAAAGUGGUAUAUUCAGGCCGCCACAUCACCCAAGAACAUCCUGAUACUGCUCGACUCAAGCGGCAGUAUGAAGGGACUCCGUUUCUCCAUCGCCCGCAGCACAGUCACCAAGAUUCUGGAGACGCUCAGUGACGAAGAUUACUUCAACGUUAUCGAAUUCUCGGAGGAGCCCAAGUACGUGGACGAGUGUUUCCAAGACACGUUGAUGCCCGCUAGCGUGGACAACAUACGGCGCAUGCAGGAGAAAAUAGACGGGCUUGAGGCCAGCAAGUACGCCAACUUUGAGAAGGCGUUGACCAGAGCGUUUAAGCUGUUCCAGAAAGAGCAGUUUCAGUACAGUGAGCAGUGCCUCUGUAACAAAGCCAUCAUGAUCAUCACAGACGGAGCUCCAGAGAACUAUGAGUCUGUCUUUGACCGAUUCAACUGGCCAGAGAAAGCGAUUCGAGUGUUUACGUUUCUCAUCGGGAAAGAAGUGCCGGACAACAGACAGACCAGGUGGAUGGCAUGUGCCAACAAAGGUAAAUUUGCUCAUAUAUCCACCAGAGCUGACGUGCAGGAAAAUGUCCAGAAAUAUAUCAAAGUGCUGAGCAGACCUUUGGCCAUCCAGCGUGCCCUCCACAAGGUGUGGAGUCCCGUGUACCUGGACUACGUCACAGACCACAGUGACAUCAAGGUGCCCAGGAACGCGCCGGCCAGUUUGGACGUGGACUAUGAGCAGUCCGCCACUUAUGAGGGCCUGGGUCUUGUGAUGUCCAUCUCCAUGCCGGUGUUCGAUGAACGGACAGAUGUGGGACCCAAAGAGGAGGAGCCUGAAAGGAAUUUGUUGGGUGUUGUAGGAACGGACGUCAGAAUCAACGAACUGAUGAAAUUGAUUCCAACGUAUAAGCUGGGCGUCAACGGCUAUGCUUUUGCUAUCACAAACCAUGGCUACAUCCUUUUUCAUCCAGAUUACAGACCUUUUGCUCGUAUUUGUGGUCCCGGAUAAAUACGGACUACUGGAGGUGAAAGUGGACUCCGGAGUGCCCACGCUAAAACAAAUUCUUGAAAUGGGACGAGACGUUGAAGUCGGCACCGACAUCUCGAAAUGGGUCUACUGCUAUGGAAAAACGAGCAAAACCUACUCACAGCUGAACAUUCUGAAGUUCACCCAGUAUGUGGAACAGGGAACGCUUUACAAAAUGUGUAGUAACAACGAUAACUAUGACUUUGUCAAUCGCACCUUGAAAGACUUUGAGUGGACGUUGGAUUACGUCAAUGUUUGGAACGGCGUGGUCAAUGGUCUGUUGGAUCCCGGGGAGCCUAAAUAUGUCACCGACUACCGCAAAUGCUACAGCAAUGCCAUUUCAAAGAAGGAAUCAUUCAAGAAAAUGAUGUGCUUUUACAGAACCCACAUGAGCCAUGGCAUAGGCACCAUCUGGAUUGGCACAAGUUCUGGCCUCACACGGCACAUCAUGCUCAACGACAUCACAAUGAACUGGAUGGACUUUAAUCUGGAGACCAUCAAGAGCACGUACUACAAGCGGGCUGUGGACGGGCAUGAAGACGGAUACAAGUACGUCUUCACUGGGCCAGUCAUCACGUCACAGAGUGAGUACUUAACCCUUCCAGCCCCAGCCAUUGUUGUGCACUCCCUAACUCCAGUCCAAGCAAAUACAGCGGUGUUUCAGAAAAAGAGGCUCACAUUCUAAAAUGUGAUGUAGUAU